CCAUGAUUAAAUUAGUAAAUUACACUCUUAAAUCUUAACACUUCCAAAACAUGCAAGCGGGGAGCCGGGAGCGGCUACAUGGAUUGGGGAUGACGACGGGAAGCACCGGGACGGGAAGUGAUGAUAGAGCGGAGGAGUUGCUACUAGAAGAGAGGACGGGGACUGAGACUGGUGAUGGCGAGCCGGGAGCUGCUACGCUGACUGGGGAUGGCGACGAUGCCGACGGGAAGACAGGACGGGAAGUGUUGACGACGACAGGGUCUAGCGCUGCUCUUUUCCCUCUGUUCACGAAGAGUAGAAGACGAAAACUGAAUUAGAGUUAGCCUUUCUUUCCCAGCCCCACGAUUUUGCCUUUGGUUUUCAAUUUUCGAUUUUCUUUUUCAAUUUUUUUUAAAAUAGAACGGCCGGAAGGGGAAAACUGAGCGAUCGGUUCGACCGACUCGAGUGGUUAACGGCCUUGGCUGCUCCAUAAAACCGUAGCGGCUAAAUGACUGGCCUGAGCCGGUUUCGCGACCGGGUGGCGGCUUUAACAGUCCAGUCGGCCUGCUCGGUUCGGUCUUAAUAACACUGAUAUUAAUAUAAUACAUGUUAGGAAACAUUUGGUACUAUCAACUUUUUGGUGUUGAUAACGACUUAUUUAUACAUGUUUGGAUCAUUAUUCCUUGCUCGUUUGACUUGGAUUAGUAGUUCCUUGGCCUGUUUCGUGCUAGGUUGUGUUCCUUUUGUCAUAUUUCAGGUUCUAGAAUGUGGAUAGAGUUUAGAAGCGAGUUUCGGGACGAUCAGAUGUCAAAACGGACCAAGAAGUGAUGUUAGAGCCUAUGUCACGGCUUGGGAAGACAUGUCAUGAUUUAAGCUAUGAAUUCUCAACCAAAACCAUGAAAUGACCAAUUUCCCUAGUGAGAUGAGCCUGUUUCAUGGCUUGAGUCACGGUUUGCCCCUAUGUCACGACCCAUGACAUCCCUAAGUUAUAUCAUGGAAAGGGGUUGGCGAGUUAGUUGAAACAAUGAGUUUUGGAUGUCGCGAACUGAUGUUGAAUGACACAGUCAUGACAUAGGCCUGGACAUGGUCUAUGUCGCGAGUAUAAGAGGAUUUAUGUGAUUAUGGAAGAGGAGAGCUAGGGUUUUCAGCUGAAACACCCAAGAGAUGUUGCAAUGAGUCGAAGAGCGAUCUAGAGUGAUAUUGGAGAAAAAUUGGAGGCUUGUGUCGCCAUUGGAUCUUGAAGAGCAAGGCUAAAAAUGAAGAUUGAAGGAAUUAAGAUUCAUAUUAUAUUCUCUCUUUAUCUCUGGAGUAGUUUCCCUUCACUUAGGUUUUGAAGAACCCUAGUCAUGUUUGCUUGAUUGGGUGAUUGUAUGAGUACUCUAUCUUGAUAUUUUUAAGUUCAUAUCCAAUCUAUACUUGAUUUCAUGAUUUAAUUAUGUUGUAAUCGAGAUCAUUAGUUCUACUUUGAUUCUAUGAGAGGAAAUACCUUAUUAGGUCAAUAGAGCUCCGUGGAUUGGAAGUAGGGGAUCGAGAACACGAGAUGAAUCGAUUCAUUGCUAUGUAUUAAGUGAUAACAUUUCCCAGCAUAGUGAGUUUAGUGUAGAACGCCUUGAUUGGUUGUUUUAGAGAAGGAUACGUCCCUCUUAGAAAUCGACUCAAGAGUACCUUGAUUAAUUUGGUCGAGAUUCAAAGCUUAAAGACUUUCCACAUUAUGAAUGAAUAGUGAAUCAAGUUAGGGAAUCAUCGAUCAUUAAUCCAGUUAGUGGCUAGGACAAACCAAUAUCUAAGUGAGUUCCCAACAUGUAAUUAGUCUAACCUUAUUUUAGUUUGGUAUCGUAGUUAUAGUCUUUUUUACUCUACGUAUGAUUUGGCUAGAUGAUAAACCGAAGCUGAGUAAUAGUAAAUCUAGAGACCCAUGAAUUUUAUUUUUUUAUUAUCUGUGCCACCAUAAUGAGAUAUUGUCUUUGUUCACUAGGCAUUGUCAGAGGUGUAGUUACACCAAGUCAAGUUUUUUGCGUCGUUGUCGGGACGAUCUAAGUUAUUAGGAAAGACAUAAGUUUAUUAAUUUAGUUUUUCUUUCUUUUGUUUGUUUUCUUUUUUCACCCUUUCUUUUCACUUGAGUGGUUUUAUUUUCGAUUGUGCAGGUUUGAAUCAUGAAUUCUCCAACAUGUGAGGGUAUUGACCAACAUUAGAUUGGUGUCACUCCCAGGCUUCAUGGGAUAACCAGUACAAAGAAGGCUACAAAUUAGAGUUCCAGGAGCAACCACUCUUCCAUAAUGCACAACCAGCGCCUUGGGCAUUUCAUGAACCUCCUCCUUAUCGAGAAGAUCUCUCUUUACAACCAACAUGUGCAUAAGAUUUCGACCUAUCCAUGGUGGACUUCUUGGGACUGUAUGCAGAGCUAUGCUACACUCCACAACCAGAUACGAAGAGCCAAUUAAAGCUACUUGUAGAAAAAUUUUGUGCUUAAUAGUGAAAGAGCAUGCUCCAAAUUGACCUUUCAAUCCACCACCCCUCUUGACUAAUCUUUUCUUCGUGAAAUGGAGAUGGAUCUCCGACGCUUAGAGGAGCACAUAGAAGUUAUUGAGCAAGCUUGUGCACGAUUCGUUCAUGAUCGACUUUUAGCUAAUGCAAAAGAGGAGAAUUAUGAGGGGGCAAACCACGAGGACAUUGUGGAGUAUACAUAAGUUCUCAUGGAAAACGCCCAUGAUGAUCAUUGAUCCGACAUAUCCUGUAGUGGCAGACCACACAUUUUCCUAUUUCACAUUGAGCUUUGAAGAGACAGACACGAGUGAGGAUAUUCAAGUUGAUCUUAUCAAAGACAUUGAUUGGCAAUUUGCUAUGCGUCAUGUGCUUCAGGAGGAAGAAAGAUAAAGGGUGAGAAGAGAAGUUGUAGAGGAGGAAGGAAGCAAUAAAAAGGAAGCUCUUGAUUUUUCCCAAGGGGAGGAGCUUAUUGUUGAAGAAGCAAUUAAGGUCCAAGUAGGGGAUGAGGCUGAGGUGGUUGAGGCUUCUAGAAGGCCAGAGUCAUAUCAGAGCUCCCCACAUGACCUUGAGGAGCCUAUAGAAAAGUACCCUUUUGCAGUCUCUCUUUGUUAGAUCAAAACCACACUAUCAUUGAUCCUAGGGGUAUACACGAGUCGGGUGGUUCGGGUUUAGCUAAUUUAAUCACCCGACCCAUGCACUACCGUUUGGGAAAUAUUAAACUCAAACCACGCAAAAAAAUUAAAACCCUACGAUUUCUUUCUAAUUAGGUUGGGCCGGGUUGGCGAUAUUUUCAAGUAAAAAACCAAGCCAACACAAAAUAUGUAAUUAUUCUACACCAUAAAAAUAUUUUAUAACUAAUUAAAACUUUGAACGAAUAAACCGAGGUGAAAGAAUAUCAAAAUUCACAAAUGUUGUUUAAAAUUUAAUAAAAUGUGAUUUACUUCAACAUAUGUCUAGUUUUUUUCAUGAUAUUUGUUGAAAUAGGCUAAAAUGUUAUAAACGAACGCAUCCAUAAUAUGUUAUUCUAUUAAAAUUGCACACAAGAAAAAGAAUUACGUGAAUCAUAGAAAUCUAUGACUAAACUUUAAGCCGAAGA
Linum trigynum is the source of this 3559-nucleotide messenger RNA. The record is from the annotation of a GenBank genome assembly. Lineage: Eukaryota; Viridiplantae; Streptophyta; Magnoliopsida; Malpighiales; Linaceae.